AUGGAUGGUCCGAUUCCAACUUUAUCCGAGCUGGAACAACAGGCGACGAUUGAAGGCUCAAAGUUACAAGAAAUAAUUGAUGGUUUUUUAGAAUCUUACCAAUAUGGGCUUACCCAAGACCUAUCCACAAUGAUACCAUCCUAUGUUUCGCGUCUUCCAACCGGUAAAGAGACUGGCACAUAUUUUGCUUUGGAUCUGGGGGGUACAAAUUUACGUGUCGCGGCGGUAACUUUAUUAGGAGAUGGUAAGACCGAGGUUGAGCAGAAAACGUACGUAAUCCCGACGGAAUUAAAAGUCGGACCAGUUGAAAAUUUAUUUGAUUGGGUCGGAUUGGGAGUUAAAGAAUUACAUGAUACAAUCUUUUCAAAGGGCAUUGAUACUAGUAAGAACGAGAUGUCCAUGGGUGUGACAUUUAGUUUUCCAAUAAAACAAACAGCCAUUAACCGUGGAGUGGUUAUGAAAAUGGGCAAAUCGUUCGAUAUCACAGGAUUGGAGGAUCGUGAUGUUGUGGAGCUAUUACAAGAAGCUUGUAAGCGAAAGGACAUUGAUGUUCGCAUCACUGCCAUUGUAAAUGACUGUGUUGGCGUUCUUGUUGCCGGUGCUUAUAAAGAUCAAAAUACCAUCAUGUCCGCAGUUAUAGGGACAGGUACUAAUGCCGCGUGUAUUUGCCAAACCUCGGCAAUCAAAAAAACGGAGAUUCCAAAUAAUUCAGCUGAAUACAUGAUUAUUAAUACUGAGUGGAGCAUAAUGGGUACCACCUUUUUACCCUUUACAAGAUAUGAUAAAUUGCUGGACGAACAAAGCUCGAUACCGGGAUUCCAGCCGUUCGAAAAAAUGUCAAGUGGAAUGUAUUUAGGCGAAUUAGUUAGGUUGGUAAUUGUGGAUUACGUGAAGAAUUUUAAUUUAUUUGGAGGAGAGCUGCCUGGGGGAAUGGAAAUACAAUAUAGCAUAAAAGCUAUCCAAAUGUCUGAAAUCGAGAGUGAUCGGACUCCAGAAUUCACCGGGAUUUUAAAGCUUCUCACAAAAAAUUUCAAUUUUGAUAAGAUUCCUAGCAUCGAGGACAUGAAUAUUUUGAAAGAGAUUGUUAAAAUAUUCACAAGACGUUCUUCUCAACUUUUGGCGGCAGCAGUUGCAUCACUUAUAAAAUUUCAUUGUCCCGAAUUUCCAUCGGUCGAGAGAGAAAUCAGGACUGCCAUGGAUGGGUCGGUGUAUAAUCAUUUUCACAAGUACUCUUUUUGGAUGAACAAAGCCCUAAGGGACAUUCAACAAAAUAAAGAAAUUAAAAAGAUUAAAUUGGUUGGAAUUCCCGACGGUGGAUGUAUUGGUGCUGCCAUAACUGCCAUGUUGUAUUCGCAUUAG
Acaulospora morrowiae is the source of this 1359-nucleotide messenger RNA. NCBI's taxonomy places the organism in Eukaryota, Fungi, Glomeromycota, Glomeromycetes, Diversisporales, Acaulosporaceae. The record is from the annotation of a GenBank genome assembly.